Portunus trituberculatus (swimming crab) is the source of this 3382-nucleotide messenger RNA. It is a transcript of the gene Cog1, whose product is annotated as conserved oligomeric Golgi complex subunit 1-like. The transcript has 20 exons. Gene Ontology annotation, cellular component: COG complex; Golgi apparatus. Gene Ontology annotation, biological process: intra-Golgi vesicle-mediated transport. Bases 192 to 3074 code for a protein of 960 amino acids. NCBI's taxonomy places the organism in Eukaryota, Metazoa, Arthropoda, Malacostraca, Decapoda, Portunidae. The record is from RefSeq and is a predicted model, not a curated record.
CAAGAUCAAGAUUGAGCCGCGGUGCCAGCUGGACGCCUGACGGCUGUCACUCCAGGCGAUAACUGGCUGUGUGCGUGUCAAUGUUGUAGGGAUGACCCAGAGGCGUCUCGUUGCACGCUGAAGGCUUUGUUGAUCACUACUGACUGGAACGCCUUUAGUUGCAGAUUGAAAGCACCAGAGCUGGAGACAAGAUGGCAAGUGAGGAUGAAGUGACGUUGCUUUUUGAGCAGCACUCCAUCACACAAGUACAGGAGCUCCUCAACAAGACUCGCGCUGACAUUGAGUGCAAGAAGGAAGAUCUGCGAGUCAUGGUUGGUGAAAGGUAUCGAGAUCUUAUAGAGGCGGCCGACACCAUUGCUGAGAUGCAGAAUAGUGCCAAAGCAAUCUGCAAUAACAUCAAGACCAUGGAAGGCCUGUGUGAAAGCUUGCAGCAGCGUGGCCUCAUUGGCUUUAAGACACAGAGCACUCAUGCUAAUGGAGUAGAAAGAAAAACUACAUCAGGAAGCCACUACUCUUUAGCGGUGCAGGUGAAGCUGCUGGUGGGAGUCCCCGAGGCACUUUGGGGCCUUACUGAACAUGGCCAGUAUCUGCCAGCAAGCCAGCUGCUUCUGCUGGCUCACCACACCCACACUGCCCUGCAGCUGUCUCCCACUGCUGCCCAGGUUUACUCAUGGUUUCCAGUCAUUGAGCGCCAGUGGAUGAGCAUCACCCAAUUCCAGUCCACCAUUGUCAGAGGAUGUUCCUCUCUCAUUAGUUCAGAAGUUGAGGACACUCAGGCUGUGUUGGAUGCGGUGGUGUCAGUAAUGCUGGUGGAACGGUGUGGGUGGGCAGAGGCAUUAUCUCGAGUGCUGGGGCUGCGACGGAAAGCCCUCAUGGCCGCCAUCACUUCAACACCUUCAGCCACAGCAAAGACACAGAUUGCUAAAUUCACCAAGCUAUUUUUAGCAACUUUGAACAUUGUGUAUGCAAUAUUUGUGUCAGAAGGAGGUGAAGAAACGAGCCUGCUGGAGAGGCGGCUGCAGGAAGUGGUUCAAGGGGAGGGAGAGAGUGCAGCUCCUGUCUCCCUUCUACAGGAGUCUUCUUUGAAUUUGUCAUUCCUCCCUCAGUCAAUUAGAAACUUCAGGCCAUCCAUCCAGGGAAGCACCAAGUCCCUGGGCAAUGAGUACAUUAAGGAGGAGGUGAGCAAGUGGCUGGACACUGUGUUGGGUGAAGCCUCCCACACCCUGGCCAGUUUGCUGUCAUUCACCACCAGUGUGAAGGCACUGGCAAUGAUCAGGUCCAGUGUGUGGGAGAUUUUCCAGAACAGUCUUGACGGCAGCAACUGGAUGAAGGUGACACAAGUGUUGUAUGGGGGUCCCCUGGAUCCCUGGGACUCAGUGGUCCGCAGCCAAGUGACUGAGAGGGCGCGCCAGGUGGUAUCCUCCCAGCUGGCAGCAGCCAAGGAGGCCACCCUGCAGAUGGUGGCCAAGCUAGCCACAGACAUCACUGCGGAGCCAAAAAUAUGUUCUGAGGAAGGAGACAUCAGCAGCUAUGUUUGGAGUGAGAGUAGCAGUGACCUACCGGAGCAGGUGGGCUGGACUUCCGCUGCUGCUCGCUCAGUGGCACAGGCAGGAGGCCUCUACCACAAGACUCGAGGCUUCACGGCGCGUAUACAGAACAUCUGCCAGACACUCAAUGCACAAUUGACCAAUCUCCUUCAGGAUGUUGGCCACUUCAGCUAUGACCCCACCAAAGCAGACUUCAUCACCUCCCUGGGGAACAACUCUGUGGAAAAUGAAAAGCGCACCAUGGAGGAUUAUAUUUCUCUGCUUAAUUACCUCCAGGAUGCAAGCUGCUCUUCUUUCAUGCAGCUAGUGAAUGAGCUAGAGGAACUGGCCCAGAAGCACCUCACCAUUGGGUCUGCCUCUGCUGCAUGUGAAGGCUGGGAGGAGGAGGCCCCAAGUGCAGCCCCAACCUCAGCAUGCACAGUGGUGGUAGUGGUGGGCCGCACUUGCCAGGCUCUCCCGAGCAUGUGCUCCCAUCUACAGAUCUGUGCCUCUGCCUCCAACAUAUCAGCUGGCAUGGUGAAACGUAUCUCAAUGGGAUCAAAACAAGAAACUGAAUCCUGGAUAAAAGUUCGGACAGCACUACAGGAAGCAGGCAACCACCUGUUUGGACUGUUCCUGAAGUCCCUCACGUCAGCUCUGCACACUGAGUUGAAAACAUCUCUGUCAUCACAGAUCUCUGCUGAUGUUGCUGCCUCCAUCUCAGCUUUCUCAACAUGGGAAGUUGUAGACAUUGAGGAGGAAGGUGAAGGUGGCAAAGUGAUCAGAUCAGCCAUCCACGUGCCAGCACACCCGAUGCCAGCCCUCAGCCAAGCUCUGGCCCAUGUCUGCUCCUCUGCCAACUGUAUUGCCGUGCACACUGUCUCCAGAAAUGCUCAGAGCGAGUUGGUAGCAAGCACGUGUGAAGCAGUGAUUGUUGUGUAUGAAGGUUUCCUCAAAGAAUCGGAGAUGAUCAACCAAACCUCUGCCCUUCAACUCAUAUUUGACCUUCGCUUUGUGCAGACGUUGUUGUUGCCACGUGAUAGCAAGAAUCUGGGAACUCGGCUGACGUUCAUGAUUCAAGAGCUGCAGCAGAAGGUAGAUCCCUUUGACCUGGAUGUGUUCUCUCCUCACUUGUCUGCUAGAGUCAAGUUAGCUGCUCAGAGAUCACAGGUUUUCCUUGGAGCUGUGGUGCCACGAGAUCGCCAGGUGAUAGCAAGUCGUUCAUCAGCCUCAGCUACAUCAUCAGUAUCACACAACAAUGCACUUCCUGUUGUGGUGGCAGUGGAGAUUCCUCGGUUCUCAAAUGUUCCCCUGCCUGUGUCAGCUUCCAGGCCGUCCAUCCCAUCCUCUGCCUCAGCACCUUCCCUCAUGCUGCCCACCACCUCAGCAGACCAACCAGCAGGCAAACAAGGAUUCUCCAAGGUCCAACAGAGCAGCCCAUCCACAACACGACGAGAAAUGUCCUCAGCAGCUCUGUCUGCGUCCCGGAGUGCUGCAUCCUUAUUCUCAGCAAUGAGUUCCUCCUGGUUUGGUUCAUCGACAUCCUGAGUUGUUGUUAUAAAUAUUCAUUCGUACAAGUGACUGAUAUAGAUUAUCUUAUAUUUGGGUCUUGCUAGUUUUAUCAUAAAGAUGAUGGUGAGGACUGGCAGCAAUGCAGAACACAGUUCACAGUAGUUACAUCAGCAUAUGAAGUACUGGUGUUCAAGGGAUGAAAGUCACCAGAUACCAUUUUUACAAAAAUGUUAUAUGGUUACAUUGCUGUUAGUUUAAUAUAUGAAGAGCACACUAAACUGUGUAGUCUACUUUACUGAAAAUGUUUUCACAGUACUUAUGAUUAAUAAAGGAUUAUUACUUUU